Messenger RNA from Cucumis melo (muskmelon), 1713 nucleotides. RefSeq names its product UDP-glycosyltransferase 86A2. Gene Ontology annotation, molecular function: UDP-glycosyltransferase activity. The record is from RefSeq and is a predicted model, not a curated record. The coding region runs from base 1 to 1464 and encodes 487 amino acids. The transcript is spliced from 2 exons. NCBI's taxonomy places the organism in Eukaryota, Viridiplantae, Streptophyta, Magnoliopsida, Cucurbitales, Cucurbitaceae.
AUGGCUGUACAAUUAGAGAACCAAAAGCCCCACGUAAUUUUCAUCGCCUACCCUCUCCAAGGCCACGUCAUCCCCUCCGUCCAUCUGGCCAUCGACCUCGCCGCACGUGGCUUCACCGUCACCUUCAUCAACACCCACGCCAUCCACCAACAAACUUGCAGUGGCCAUUCCUCCGCCGGAGAUGAUUUGUUCUCCGCCGUACGGAAGUCGGGAUUGGACAUACGGUACAGAACCGUGUCGGACGGGUUGCCGGUUGGAUUCGACCGGUCUUUGAACCACGACCAGUUUAUGGCGUCGCUUUUGCAUGUGUUUUCGGCUCACGUAGAGGAGGCGGUGGAGGGAAUUGUAAAAACGGAGGCGGUGAGUUGUUUGAUAGCGGAUACGUUCUUUGUGUGGCCGUCGAAAGUGGCCAAGAAAUUUGGUCUGCUUUAUGUUUCGUUCUGGACAGAACCGGCUUUGGUUUUUACGCUGUAUUAUCACUUGAAUCUUCUACGUAUAAACCGCCAUUUUGCUUGUCAAGAUAUCCGAGAGGACGCCAUAGAUUACAUACCGGGGGUACCCACAAUCGAUCCAAAAGAUAUGAUGUCCUAUUUACAAGAAACCGAUACGACAUCGGUUUGUCACCAAAUCAUAUUCGCAGCAUUUCAAGACGUUAGAAAAGCAGAUUUCGUGUUAUGUAACACCAUACAAGACCUCGAAAACGACACCAUUUCCGCUCUCCAAGCCCAAACCCAAUUCUACGCCAUCGGACCCCUUUUCCCACCUGGGUUCACCAAAAGCUCCGUCCCCACCAGCCUAUGGCCCGAGUCCGACUGCACCCACUGGCUCAACUCCAAACCCCACACCUCAGUCCUCUACGUCUCAUUCGGAAGUUACGCCCACGUCACCAAAUCCGAAAUCACCGAAAUAGCCCAUGGGCUCUCACUAAGUGGAGUCCAUUUCAUUUGGGUGCUCCGACCCGAUAUUGUAAGCUCAAACGACACCGACCCAUUGCCCGUUGGAUUCAGAACGGAGGUUGCUGACCGUUCGAUGAUCGUGCCAUGGUGUCAUCAAAAGCAAGUGCUGGCUCACCCGGCAAUCGGAGGGUUCUUAACGCACUGUGGAUGGAAUUCGAUUUUGGAAAGUAUUUGGUGUGCUGUACCGUUGUUGUGUUUUCCUUUGCUUACGGAUCAGUUCACGAAUCGGAAAUUAGUGGUGGAGGAUUGGAAGGUUGGGAUUAAUUUGAAAGAUGGACGGCAGAUGAUUACGAAGGAAAAAGUUUCGGAGAAGAUUAAGCGUCUGAUGGAUGGAAAAUCGGGGUGUCAACAAUAUAAAGAUGCGGUUAGAGAAUUGAGGAAGAAAUUGGAAGAUGCUGUGAAACCCAAUGGACCUUCGGACAAAGCUAUGAACCAAUUUAUUAAGGAUCUUAAUGUUGCUAUCUCAAGUAAAUCUGAAGGGUCCAACACAAUAAGCAAUAGGUUCUAGAUUCACAAAAAGUUCAAUUAUGUUCAUAAAUGUUUCCAUUUUUUUCCUUUUUGGCUUUUGUUUGAGUAGAAAAUUAUUCAAAAUAAAAUUUUGAAUGAAAAUUGAAACUUCAAACAACGGUAGAAAUUUUCAACUCUCUAGCUUCUUAUAUAUCUCAAUUUUAGUUUAACAUUCUACCGUUUUCUAAUUCAAAUGAUAGUUUUGUUAUAUAUAUAAUGAUGUAAUACUAUAAUUUUGAAAUUUUGAAUA